This is a messenger RNA of Spirometra erinaceieuropaei, 2224 nucleotides long. NCBI's taxonomy places the organism in Eukaryota, Metazoa, Platyhelminthes, Cestoda, Diphyllobothriidea, Diphyllobothriidae. The record is from the annotation of a GenBank genome assembly.
AUGACCGGCUCUGACGAGGCGAAGAUAAGGUUCUACGAAGAUCUGCACGCACUCCUGGCGACUGCUCCGAAGGCGGAUAUGUUGACUGUCCUUGGUGACUCAAACGCCCGCGUCAGCACAGAUCAUGCUGCCUGGAGAGGAGUGUUGGGUCUCCAUUGUCUCGACGGCCCCAACGAAAAUGGCCUGCUCCUUCUACGAACCUGCGCGGAACACCACCUCAUCCUAACCAACACCUUCUUCCGCCUUUCGAUGCGAGAGAAGGCCAUCUGGAUGCAUCCUCGGUCGCGUCAGUGGCACAUGCUGGACUAUGUUUUCGUCUGGAGGCGAGACCAGCGGGACGUGCCGAUGACGAAGGUGAUUCCGGGUGCUAAUGGAUGGACCGACCAUUGCCUCGUCAUCUCCAAGAUGCGGAUUUGACUACAGCCUCGCAGGAGGCCUUAGGGUAAGCGGCCUCAGGUGAGCUGACUAUUGCUCGGUUGUCUUUGCCUGCUCACCAUCUCCACUUCAGCAAUGAACGAGAAUUCCAGUUGCCUCCGCCGUCACCGUCGCCGUCGCCAUCAAGGAGAACGCCUGCGUCGAGAACCGACGGUGUCAACUGCGGGCUACAGUCCAGUCGACGGCCCUGGCUGUCUUCGGUCGCUCACGUCGCCAAAAUUAGGACUGGUUCGAUGACAACGAUGCCAACAUCAGCAACCUGCUCGCCGAAAAGAACCGACUGCGCAAAGCCUACGUCAACUGCCCCACCGAUUACAACAGAGCAGCCUUCGACCGUAGUCACCGCCUUGUGAAACAGCUGCUGCUGGAGAUGAAGGACGCCUGGACGGCCCGUAAGGCCGAGGAAAUCCAAGGGUACGCGGACUGCAACGAAUGGAAGGACUUCUUCUCCGCGAUCAAGGCUGACUACGGUCCGCCAACCAAAGCUACUACUCCUCUCCUCGGCGCCGACGGCAGUACCCUACUCAGUGGGAAGACGUAAAUUCCACAGCGAUGGGCCGAGCAAUUCAGAGGCGUCCUAGACCGUCCCUUCGCCAUCUCCAACGCUGUCAUCACCCGUCUGCCUCAAGUGGAGACCAACGCUGACCUCGACCUCCCGCCCUCUCUCCCCGAAACCAGCGAGGCCGUGCAACAACCCUCCAACGGGAAAUCGGCCGGAUCGGACACGAUCCCUGCUGAGAUCUACAAACACGGUAGCCCCCAACUCAUGGGUAAUCUAACGGCGCUCUUCCAGGAGAUGUGGCGUGAAGGACAAGUCCCGCAGCAUUUCAAGGACGCCACAAUCGUGCACCUCCACAAGCGGAAAGGGAACUGCUAGGACUGCGAAAACCAUCGAGGCAUUUCCCUGCUGAACAUCGCUGGGAAGAUCUUCGCUCGCAUUCUUCUCAAUCGUCUCAACAAACAUCUGGAAUAGGGUCUCCCGCCGGAAAGCCGGUACGGUUUCCGUCGUCAUCUUGGGACCGCCGACAUGAUCUUCGCCGCCCGCCAAUUUCAGGAGAAGUGUCGGGAAAUGCAGAUCCACCUCUACUCUACCUUCGUGGAUCUGACGAAAGCCUUCGACGCGAUGAAUCGCUAAGGACUAUGGACAAUCUUGCAGCAACUCGGCUGUCCCGAGUGAUUAACUCAGAUGGAACGGACGGGAAUCCUCAUUAUCUACACCAUGCUGAGACAACUGCAACUGCGCUGGAGCAGCCACCUCGUGCGUGUGGACGAUGAGCGGCUACCCAGGCGGCUCUUCAGCGGAGAUGUCGCCACGGGUUCCGCCGACAAGGACGCCAAGUCCUCUGUUUCAAGGAUCAUCUGAGGACGUACCUAACGCGUCUACAGAUCAACGCGGCCAACUGGGAAGACGGCGCCCGAGACCGGCCGACCUGGAGGAGGACAGCGAAGACGCGCAGCGGCCUAUGAAGCCAACCGCAUCACCGCCGCCAAAGCAAAACGCGACGCUCGCAAACCUCAAAUGCGCCCACCUCGCAACGCCAACGCUCAACCAACCCCGACUUGCCCACGCUGCCAUCGGACGUUCCGGGCACCGAUCGGCCUUGUAGGACAUCAGCGUACCAACUGCAGCACCUGGACUACACUAGUUGUUCUCUCCUCGUCCAACUCCGCCUCAUCCUCCACGCCAACUAACAUUGACCGCACUCCCGAACCCCCAAUACCACUAUCCCCCCUCCACCUCCUCCUCCUUUUCCUCUAUUGCCUCAACAUCCACUACAGCGGUUCCUAA